UUCUCCUAUAGCAUCAUCUACUACCCUUUCUCUUCUUCUCCUUCCUUCUUUAGCAAUCAAAAGCUCUCUAAAAAACCAAAAAAAGAAAAAAGUUAUGGGUGGAAAUUCUCCUUGUGCUUCCUGCAAAUUGCUUAGACGCCGAUGCGCUAAAGACUGCAUUUUUGCUCCCUAUUUCCCUUCUGAUGAUCCUCACAAAUUCGCCAUUGUCCACAAGGUUUUUGGUGCUAGCAACGUUAGCAAAAUGUUGCAGGAGCUACCAGUUCAUCAGAGGGCAGAUGCUGUGAGCAGUUUGGUGUAUGAAGCUAAUGCAAGAGUGAGAGACCCAGUUUAUGGGUGUGUGGGAGCAAUUUCUUAUCUGCAAAAUCAGGUUUCACAGCUUCAAAUGCAGCUUGCAGUGGCUCAAGCAGAGAUUUUAUGCAUUCAGAUGCAAAAUGAGCCAGUGAUUCCAACCCCACAAAUCGAACCAGAAGAUGACAAGUCUUUCCUUCUCCAAAAUAAUCUCCCUCAGUACUUUAAUUUUGCCUCUUCUAGCAAUGUAAUUCAUGACUCUCUUAAAAGAGAGAGCAUAUUUGGAGACAUCAUUUCUUAAGUAAUACAACUUUUUAUGCUAUGCUUUUUUUCAA
Jatropha curcas is the source of this 623-nucleotide messenger RNA. RefSeq names its product LOB domain-containing protein 12. The record is from RefSeq and is a predicted model, not a curated record. NCBI's taxonomy places the organism in Eukaryota, Viridiplantae, Streptophyta, Magnoliopsida, Malpighiales, Euphorbiaceae.